Molecule: messenger RNA, 390 nt
Organism: Fusarium keratoplasticum
Lineage: Eukaryota; Fungi; Ascomycota; Sordariomycetes; Hypocreales; Nectriaceae
Product: Cupin-2 domain-containing protein
Exons: 2
Coding region: 1-390 (129 amino acids)
Source: RefSeq, a predicted model, not a curated record
AUGGAAUCCAAAGCCAAAGAAACACAGACUCAGCCACGAGAGACCAUCCGAGUGCUUUAUGACUACGAGCUCAAAGGCGCAUCUGGAAAGUCCAUCGUCGCUCUUGAGCUCGACUACUCCCCAAACGGCUUUACGCCUCCCCAUCGCCAUGGUGGGGCUACAGUUAUGGCUCCUGUAACCGAGGGACACAUCUUGAGUGGCAUGAAUGGCAAUCCACCCAAGGUGUACGAGGUCGGAGAAAGCUUCAUCGAGCAGCCUGGUUGCCGCCACACGGUCGGAGAGAACAACAGUCAACACAAGAGGGCCAAGGCGAUUGCUGUGUUUUUCGUCGACACUGAAGUCGUGGGGCAGGGAUAUGAGGGACUAACUGUCCUGGAUGAGGGAUGGUGA